GCGCGCUCCCUCUGUGCAGCAAGUCUGCGUGCGUGAGUGGGAGGUGGCAGGCCUUCGACUCUGGCCUUCCCCGCCGAGUGUUCCAGCGCGGCGUCUCCAGCCAUGAACCGGUUUGGUACCCGGUUGGUGGGAGCCACGGCGACACAGUCGCCGCCGCCAAAAGCCCGCAGCAAUGAAAACCUCGACAAAAUUGAUAUGUCUUUGGAUGAUAUCAUCAAAUUAAAUCGAAAGGAAGGAAAAAAGCAGAAUUUUCCACGGCUAAAUAGAAGACUCCAGCAAAGUGGUGCCAGCCAAUUCAGGAUGAGAGUACGGUGGGGAAUGCAACAGAAUUCUGGUUUUGGUAAGACUAGUCUGAGCCGUAGAGGAAGAGUAAUACCUGGAAAGAGACAUCCUUAUGGAGUUAUUACAGGCCUUGCAGCUAGGAAAGCAACUGGAAUUCGAAAAGGAAUUAGUCCUAUGAAUCGUCCACCUCUAACUGACAAGAAUAUAGAACGAUAUUUUCCAGUAUUAAAAAGAAAGGCAAACCUCCUGAGACAAAAUGAAGUGCAGAGGAAACCAGUAGCAGUUCUCAAGAGACCUAACCAGUUAAACAGAAAGAAUAACAUUCCAGCUAACUUUACCAGGAGUGGGAAUAAAUUAAGCCAUCAGAAAGACACUCGUCAAGCAACUUUUCUUUUCAGAAGAGGCCUGAAGGUUCAGGCCCAGUUGAACACAGAACAACUGCUAGACGAUGUAGUAGCAAAGAGAACUCGUCAGUGGCGGACUUCUACCACAAAUGGAGGAAUUUUGACUGUAUCUAUUGACAAUCCUGGAGCAGUGCAGUGCCCAGUAACUCAGAAACCACGAUUAACUCGUACUGCUGUACCCUCAUUCUUGACAAAACGGGAGCAGUCUGAUGUAAAAAAAGUUCCUAAAGGUGUCCCCCUACAAUUCGACAUAAAUAGUGUUGGAAAACAGACAGGGAUGACUUUGAAUGAGCGGUUUGGGAUCCUGAAGGAACAAAGAGCCACUCUCACAUACAACAAAGGAGGAAGCCGCUUUGUAACCGUGGGAUAGAUGCCUUGUCAAAGGGACUUUUGAGUGAUGACUCUGUUUGAAAAGUUGAAUUGCUUGAAGAGUUCAUCACAGAAAUUCAAGAAACUUUACUUCAGAAUAUUCAUAAGGCUAAAGAACUCUUAUUUUUAUUUUUGAAGUUUUUUUUUUAAACGUGUAUAAAAAAUACUGCCCUGAAAGAACAGCAGGGAUUAUGCCUAUCUCUUAAAGAUUUCAUGGUUGUCUCAGACAGAACGGUUCUCUAUUUGACAUGUUUGGUUCCUCAAGCAGCAGAAGGAAGACAGAAAGAUAGAAAUUGAUUAUUUUUAUGAUAGUGGUAUUUAGGAUCUCAUUAACUUUGCCCACUUUUUAGAUUUUGCAAUGGUAAAUCUUGUUCUUCAGAAAUAUGAGUAGGUCUCUUUGUUGCUGUCACUUAUCCUUUAAUAGUGUUGAUAUAAUAAGUGCAGUUGCCUUUUCUUCAUUAAAGAUAUUUUUUAAAAAACUUAUUAGAAUUCCAGUUUGGGGUUUUAAGAUUUAUGGGAAUAUCUGGAACUUGGUUAAUUUUUCAGGUAGUGUUAGGUUAAUCUCCCAGACUUCUAAAUCUUUAAUGCCAAACUUUUAACAAGACUUGUGGCUCUAGGCAUUAGUCUUAUUUAGAAUGUUGGUGCUUAAAGUCUGUAAAUGCAUAUUUACAAAGUUAUCUGAUAGGCCCUUGAAAGAGAACUGUUCAGUGUUAAAAUCUCACAGUUUGCAUUGAGUAAAUGAAGAAAGCAUGAGAGGAAGUAGAAAGUUAAAGGACAGGUAACUGAGGUGCAAAACUUUAAAACCCAAAAUUUUAAACAAAGGGCAAAUAACAAAAAGAAAAGUUUAAAAACCCGGGUCAUAGGUAUACUGUUUGGAUUUAGCAUAGUCUUGAGUCUAGUUAGUGUUCAAAAAGAAUUCUUCAAAUGAUAUUUAGAAGAAUUAUAAUUAUUAAAGUCGUUGAGUCCCAGAGAUAUUUUGAUAGUGAAAUUAAUAGCCAUAAAGUCCUAGACUUUCUUCUUAGAAAAGUUAAAAUUUAUAAGCUUUUGAGCUUACUAAAUUAAAUAAUUUAUAGCUCCAGAAACAAAAGUACACUUGUAUAUGUCACAAAGAAAAAAAUGCAAAAUAAUAAUAUAAUCACAUUGCAACUUUUCACUCUGAUUUCUUGUAUGGUAUAAAGUUCAGGCAUUUAUGGGGGAAAAAGGGUCCCCCCCCACUUCUGGAGGGGUGAGAGGAGUUAGUCUGUUGUGCCAAGAUAGUGCUAAGAGUCCUCAGAUAGUUGUAUAAUAUAAAUUAUGGUAUAAUGCCAAAAUACAGCCAAAUAUUCCAGCUAUAGGUCACAAGUUUUGUUAUUUUGAAGCUUGACCUUUUGGUUUGCUACAAUGUUAAGACUUCUAAGUUUCUCUGCAGUAGAUUAUUAACGUUGACUUUUCCUGUAAAACAAAACAAAAUAUUAAGUUAUUGCAUUGUCUCUCAUGUUCCUUGGGUUACUUAUUGAUUUAUGCUAGCCGUGGAAGGCUAUCAAUAACAGUUUCAUGCUUAUACCAAAGAAUUAAAUCUGAUCUUUAAUAUCUGAUACUUUGUCAGUACUUCUACUGAUAAGGGAUUAUUGGAAGCCAGUCACAAAAUUUGAAAACAAACCAUAGUCUCUCCAUACUUAUUUGAUGCUUUUCAUAGAGGUCAGGGACUCAUUGCAGAACAUUUUUGCAAAUGUGAAUGCUUAUAUUUGAUCCAGGAACAAUACGUUUUAGACUGGUUUAGAAUUACUUGUAGCUUAUUUAAAGCAGAGGAAAAACAACUGAGCACGAGUUUGCUGUCUUUAGAACAGUUUUCCUGUCAUUUUGAAUAUUAUUGAACAGAGCUAUUGUUAAUGCCAUUUUUGGAACAACCUUAAAAAUUGCCCCAAAUAUUGACAUUAAGUCCAUCAAACAACAAAGUGUCUUUGGUAUAUUAAACUUUUGCUCUUUGUGCAUCUGUAAUUUAAUUUUCUCUUUAAGUAUAAAAUUUUGCCUUUGGUAUAACUAAAUUAAAACUCUUGAGUAACUAACAUGUUGUAUGUAAGCAAAACAAUAUACUUUGUUGGAGGGAAA
This is a messenger RNA of Cynocephalus volans (Philippine flying lemur), 3143 nucleotides long. It is a transcript of the gene FYTTD1, whose product is annotated as forty-two-three domain containing 1. The coding region runs from base 103 to 1056 and encodes 317 amino acids. The transcript has 9 exons. Gene Ontology annotation, biological process: mRNA export from nucleus. Lineage: Eukaryota; Metazoa; Chordata; Mammalia; Dermoptera; Cynocephalidae. Gene Ontology annotation, molecular function: mRNA binding. The record is from RefSeq and is a predicted model, not a curated record. Gene Ontology annotation, cellular component: nuclear speck.